Molecule: messenger RNA, 4863 nt
Organism: Ictalurus furcatus (blue catfish)
Lineage: Eukaryota; Metazoa; Chordata; Actinopteri; Siluriformes; Ictaluridae
Product: cytosolic sulfotransferase 2-like
Exons: 9
Coding region: 558-1436 (292 amino acids)
Biological process (GO): sulfation
Cellular component (GO): cytoplasm
Molecular function (GO): sulfotransferase activity
Source: RefSeq, a predicted model, not a curated record
UUGCAUAGUAUAAUUUAUGUGUGUGUUUGUUGGUUAGUUUGUUUGAUCAUUCAUGAUGUGACUAAGGACUGAUCUUAUUCUGAUUCAGAGAAAAGAAUGCAGUAUUAUAUUGUGGAAAAAGUAUGAAAAGCCUGUUUUGUUUUGAUUUGAAAUUAUGUAAAGAUAAAGUUCAUUAAAACUGUUUUAUUCCUCAGUGGAAAGAAGAAUUGAGACAAAUGAAAUGUUCUUUCGUUUAUGCAGCUUCCUGCGUCCCCUUUUCUCACUUGUUAAAGUACCUACAACAUUACAUAUGACAAUCCAAAAUUUCCUAUUAAAUAUCUUACAAAUCAAAAUGUUCCCAAAAAACUAUAUAUUUGAUUAACUUUGUCUUCUGCAUAGAUUAUGCCUAGUCUCAAAGAAGUUUGAAGGGAAGUAAUGAAACACACUGACCCAGUCAUAUAAGCAAUAACAGUAGUAAGGGAGAGAGGGUGGAGACUAAGUAAACUUUGCUCUGAGAAAGCUAAAUCUGUAAGAAGGAAACGCUGUUGGAAAAGGCUGUCACGUAACACUUUUAAAGAAUGGAUCUGUCGCGUCCAAAGCUGUUUGACUUCCAUGGUGUGUCUAUGACACAUGUUUUCACGGACAACUGGGACAAAGUCCAUAACUUCAAAGCUAAACCCGAUGAUAUUGUUGUUGCCACUUAUCCCAAAGCAGGCACCACUUGGCUCUGCUACAUUCUUGACCUACUGUAUUUUCAUCAGACGUGUCCUGAGCGUGAAAAAUCUCUCCCAAUCUAUGAGAGAGUGCCAUUUUUAGAGUUGAUCUAUCCACCCUAUCCUACAGGAACAGACAUGGCAGAUACACUGCCUACCUCUCCUCGCCUCAUCAAAACUCAUCUGCCUGUUCAAUUUCUACCCAAGUCCUUCUGGGAGCAGAACUGCAGGAUAGUUUAUGUUGCUCGCAAUGCUAAGGACAAUGUUGUUUCCUAUUUCCACUUUGACCGCAUGGAGAGAAUACAACCCGAGCCAGGAGACUGGAACAGUUUCUUACAAAGAUUCAAAGAUGGAAAGAUGGUGUUCGGCUCCUGGUAUGACCAUGUGUGUGGAUGGUGGGAAAAGAAACAGACGUACUCCAAAAUCCACUACAUGUUCUAUGAGGAUCUGGUGGAGGAUACUGGCCGUGAGCUCAAAAACCUUUGCUCCUUUCUUGGUUUAUCCACAUCUGAAGAAGAGAGGAAGAAAAUCAUAGAAUGUGUUCAGUUUGAUGUCAUGAAGGCGAAUCCUAUGACUAAUCUCACUGAUGAUCAAACACUAGACUUCAGUGUCUCUCAAUUCCUGCGUAAAGGUAAAGUCGGUGACUGGAAGAAUCACUUCACUGUGGCUCAGAAUGAGCAGUUUGAUGAACACUACAAGCAGAAAAUGAAGAACACAACUUUACAGUUCCGCACAGAGAUUUAGGGUGGUUUCUGGAGAAAAUCAGGAAAAUGUAGUUGAAGCAACAAUGAUUCGUUAAUAGGCAGUGGUAUUAAAUCGACCUCAAUUCAUAAUCUUUAUGUUUAAUCAUCUUUCUCCAUGUAUUCAACAAAUCAAUCAGGGUUAUCAAUCAAAUCAAUCAGUAUGUUAAUGUAAACAGGCUACUCUUGUAUAAAACAUAAAAUUGUGACAUUGCAUAAAACAAUCACUUAUUUAUGCAUAAGUAUUGUUGAGGUAGGGGAUAUGACCUACAAUUAUUGUUAUUAUUAUUAUUAUUAUUAUUAUUAUUAUUAUUAUUAUUACCGUUGAUAAUAUGCUUUGUAUUUUCUCUAGGAAAUGUUAGCUCAGAAUGAGCAGUUUGACAAAUAAUCAGUUUGACAAACACUACAACUCAACUUUACAGUUCCGCACACAGAUUUCGGACAUCACGAGACCUCAGAAUUGUAAUUUACAGGAAUAAUAUUUUUGAACAAUUCAUUUUUCUAGGAUACUGAUUUGUACAAAGCAACACUGCUUCCUAGAUUUUCUCACUCUUUAAAUGUCUACAGAACAUUUCUGCAGCUCUUUUGUUAAAUAAACAUUAUCGGAUAAGAAGACAUUUAGGCAUUAUUUAACUGUGAAUUUUCUCCAAGCAAUUUGACAUAAUUUGAGUUUAUAAAUUCAAAUUAGAUAUUUAAUUCCAUUUGUCACACAGGUACAUGCUUGUAAAUUCAAUGGAAGCUUUAUUUUAAUGCACCAACAUACAACAUUUAUAUUGCUGUAGAAGACAAUGAAAAAAGAGGGGUUUAUAUGAAAGAGGCAAUAAGACCGAGGUCCAAAGUUCCAAUGCUGGUAAUGACCAAGCCAUGAUUAUGUAAUAAAUAGAAUUGACUAACUUUGGGCUUUGGCACUCUCAUUUCAGCAUGUGACAUUUUCAUAACCAAUAAUUUAGAGUCUUGUACACAGAAUUUGAGUGACAAAUAAACUUUGGGCUUUGGCUCUUUCAUUCCAGCAUGUGACAUUUUCAUAACCAACAAUUUAGAGUCUUGUACACAGAAUCUGAGUGACAGUAAAAAGAGCAACACAAUCUAAAAGGGUGUGCGAAAGGGCCAUGCAUUAUUGAAAAAUGCAUAAAUGAGUCAGUGGAGACAAAACACACAAAUAAAGUAGUCUUUUAAAUCCUGUAAUAAUAUCUCGUAGUUUGACAACUCCUUUAAGAAGAAUAUAGUUAAUGCAUGCUCAAAAGGUUUUUAAAAAAAAAGUUUUCAAAUGUUUCAUUGCAUAGUAUAAUUUAUGUGUGUGUUUGUUGGUUAGUUUGUUUGAUCAUUCAUGAUGUGACUAAGGACUGAUCUUAUUCUGAUUCGGAGAAAAGAAUGCAGGAUUAUAGUGUGGAAAAAGUAUGAAAAGCCUGUUUUGUUUUGAUUUGAAAUUAUGUAAAAAUAAAUUUCAUUAAAACGUCUAACACACUGACCCAGUCAUAUAAUCAGUAAAAGUAGUAAGGGAGAGAGGGUGGAGACUAAGUAAACUUUGCUCUGAGAAAGCUAAAUCUGUAAGAGGGAAACGCUGUUGGAAAAGGCUGUCAUGUAACACUUUUAAAGAGUGAGUCAAACUGUUUAAAUAUUUGUUUAUUUGGUAUAUCUGAGCAUGUAAAGUACACAUGCAUACUUCAGUUAUACAUGUUUUUAGGAAUUAAGUAUUGCAUCACUGUGAAAAUUCAGAUUUGUGGUAUUGUUUAUUGCUGUUUAAUGCUAAUUUCAAGGGGAUAUUAUUAGGUUGUCGCAUACAUAGAGUGAGUCAUACUAUUUAUAUAUUUGGUAGCAUGUUGAGUCAUAUACACAAACCCGCCUGUUGAAUAUUUGGAUUUGCUAUUCAUAAGCCAGACUGGUUGCUGCUCUUAUAAAAUAUCUCUGCAGUUUAGCUGCAAACAUUAAAGGAAUGUUGGCUUGAGUGUGGUGUUCAUUUCUGAUUUACUGUAGCUCUGGAAUCUAAACAAAUACAACAGUCAGUGAAUGUGCAACAUCAAGACCAUUUUAAUAGAUACUUAAAACAUAAAGGAUAGACAUAUAUGGGGACAAAACAUUGGUAAUACACAGCACCAGUAUAUUCCUGAGCAAGUUAGUAGAAGCCCUCUACAAAUAUCUAUGUUCCAGCGAUCUCUCUUCCAGAUGGAUAUGUCGCAUCCAAAGCUCUUUGACUUCCAUGGUGUGUCUAUGAGACAUGUUUUCAUGUCCAGAACUUCAAAGCUAAACCAGACGACAUUGUUGUUGCCACUUACCCCAAAGCAGCACCACUUGGCUCUGUUACAUUCUUGACCUCAUCUCCAGAGCUCCAGCCUGAGACCCACGGGCUCCACCUUGAGCCCCUGCUGGCUGCGUGGUAGCUGUUGCUCCACACCCAAGCCAGACUGGGGAUAUCGUGUCAUCUCCCUACAGUAUGGAAAAGACCACCCUGCAGCUGUACCCUGGAGAAUAUGUCUUCCUGGCCCCGUUAGGGAUGACAGUCGAGUGAACUUGAAAAUUCUUAGGAACAUCUGGUCUGUGUGUCCAGGACCCCCACCUAAACUUAUUUUGCGCUUCGGGAGCUGCGAGUUAAAGGGGGGAUUCUGUCAUGGAAAUACCGGAAAGGGGAAUAGAGACUACAUUUCCUAUCAGACAGUGCACCUCACAUGACCACAUCACAUGACUGUCUGCACCUGUUCUCAAUUUCACACUCAUUACUGUGCACCUAUAUAAGCCUCAUUAUGUCAUUACAUCCCUGCAAAGUAAUUGCUCGGUUUCCUUUCCUUUGUGUUCUGUCAUUACCAAGCCAUCCCCCCUCCCCUGUAUUGUUAUUCUGGUUUUUUGACUUUGUUUGUUCCAUGGUUUUUGUGUUUUGGUUUCUCUGAUAUUCUGCUUGCUGAUCACAUGACUCUUUUGCCUGCCUUGACUCUGAACUUGCCUCACUUAUUGGAUUAGUUUGCUGGACUUUAUAUAUUAAAACUGCUUAACUGCAUUUGCUUCCAUCUCUGCCUCUCCGUUGUGACAGAACGUGACAAGGCAAAUUUCGUCCAUUCUGUUCCAAAAGGCUUUCAGUUCAACAUUGUAUAUUGUUUCUGACCAAUUAUUUUAAUUAUCUUCAGUUUUAGACUUAGUCAUUAUGAUUUAAGGCUUUACAUCUAGCACUCGGCUGAAAACUGAAACUGACCCAGGCCUACUAUAAAAUACCUGUGGUUUCAAUAAUGAAAAUAUCAAUAUUUAUAGUAAAUUUUGUGCUUAUUUAACUACAUUAAAUUGCAGACAUGGUGGUUUUUGAGCACAACAAACUAUUUUCAGAAUUCGUUUCACUGAAAGCAGCCCCUCUUCCUCAGAAUAACACAAAUUCAUAAGUUUUCCUGAAUGCACUUAUAAUAAUGCUGUAUUAUGACCUUCUGAAAAGCUGGUCUACAGUACAGUUC